CACGGCGGAGCGGGGUCUCACGUGGAGGCGGAGGAGUUCGGCCUACAGGAGUGAAUACGUUUGGGGCCGCAGGGUUGAAGAGACGCUCUUCAGUGUCAGAGAGGCUGCGACAGUGUUCUGAAGGCAGCGAUGGAAGAGAAGGGGAUUAAGCUGACCGCAGCCUCCCCUGGGCUUCUUUGUUCCUAUCGUGUCUCCUGACCGCUCCUCCGCCCUCUGCCUCCUGACUCCACCCUCUCCAGGCAUGAUCACCAAGACUCACCCAGAGGACCUGGGCCUUGGGCUCCGGGAGAAAAAGAAGAAGAAGAAGAAGGUGGUGAAAGAACCAGAGACUCAAUACUCAGUUUUAAACAGUGACAGUUAUUUCUCCGAGGUCUGUCCCUCAAGAGCUAUAUCCCCUUCGAAGAGUGUGGUUCAAGGGCAGGCACCCAAGAUGCCGCUAGUGAAGAAAAAGAAGAAAAAAAAGGGCCACAGCACUGCAUGCGAGGAGCCUCCGGAACCUGAGGCCACAGGACGUGCCAGGCGGACAGAGGAGUCGCCUGGCUCCUGGAAGCACGCUUCGGGUCCGUCCGAGCUCCUCAGCAGGGACAAGAAAAAGAAGGCCACGUCCCCUGGUUCGAGAGUGAAGACCUCCCCAGACCCCAGACAGGGCAAGGAGGUGACCAGAGUUGGCAAGAAGCUCAAACAACACAAAAAGGAGAAAAAGGCCCGGGAGGCCACGGCCUCCUGCGCCCGGGACCCUUGGUUCUGCGAGGCCGGGGAUGCCCCGCGUGCUUGUUCAGGGGGGAAGGGUGGCCAGGAGCUGGCAGCUCCGGGGCAGAAACGGAAGCAGGGCAGCCCCAGGGAACACAACGCAAAGCUGAAGAAGAAAAAGAAGACCCGCCAGGAGGCAGACACCCCCCGAGGCCACGCCGAGCCCUCCAGGUCUGUGGAGAGCAGCCCUAGGAAAGGAAGCAGAAAGAAGCCCGCCAAAGGAGAGGCUUCAGAAUACAUCCCAGCAGGAGACAGUCCCAAGUCCCCCGCCAAGAAGAAGAUGAAGUCCAAGAAGAAGGCGGAGCUGCUGGGCACGGAGGAGCCAGCUCUGAAAAAGAAAAAGAAGAGGAAACAGAGCAAAGAAGAAGAACCGUGGGCGGAGGAGGAGCCUGACACAGACCUAGAGGUGGUGCUGGAAAAAAAAGGAAACAUGGACGAGGCGCACAUAGACCAGGUGAGGCGAAAGGCCUUGCAAGAAGAGAUCGAUCGUGAGUCGGGCAAAACGGAAGCUUCCGAACCCAGGAAGUGGACAGGAACUCAGUUUGGCCAGUGGGAUACUGCUGGUUUCGAAAACGAGGAACAGAAACUGAAAUUUCUCAAACUUAUGGGUGGCUUUAAAAAUCUGUCGCCUUCGCUCCGCCACCCCCCUCACACGACCGGAAGGCCCAACAUGGCGCUCAGCAAGGCGGCGGCCGACAGCCUCCAGCAGAGCCUGCAGCAGGACUACGACCGGGCCGCGAGCUGGAAGUGCCGCCGGGGCGCCGGCCUCGGCUUCUCCGCCGCCCCAAACAAUAUCUUUCAUAUCGACAGGAAUGCUUCCAGGUCAGUCAAGUUUGAAGAUUAAACGCUCCUGUUUUGUCCCCCCCAAAAAACGCCAAAAUUGCCUUGAUUGUUCAGUUAUGCAGAUAGAAGCCAUCUGACAUUCGUCUCGAAUCAAAGUCCUACGGAGAUGAAGGACAACCUGGGGUGGGGGUCAGCUCAUGUUUCAGGAGCCGAGAGAACAUGAGUGGCCAAAACCUGCGGUUUUCUGGGUUAAGCCUUCUUGAAGACAUCAUUGUGUAAAUACUGACGGCUAACAUUUGUUGAGUAUGUAGUAUGUGCCAGACACAUACUGAAGAGCUUUCCUUGCAUUAAUGUACAUACUUAAUCAUCUUGAAUAUGAAACAGGUGCUGUGAUUAUCCCCAUCUUACAGAUGAGGAAACUGAGGUUCAGGGAUGAAGUUGUAACAUUGCCCAGGGUCACCCAGCAGUAAGUGCCAAGUGUGCUUUCAUACCUCAAACCCUGCGUCCCAUUUCACUGCUCUGACUGUCCCCCGCUAGGGAAUUUCACCUGGAAUACCCACUGGGGAUUAAACGGUCUUCUGAUUGAAGGAACAGGAGUCCAUUCCAUGUCUAAAUCACAAACAGGAAGUGGAACGAAUGAUACAUGGGAGCCGCAGGCUCAUCUUCCUCUCGCAGCUUGGACGAGCUGCAGGCAGGUGUCUGAACUGCCUGCCACGAAGCAGGGGUGGCCGAGCUUCCUCUGCCGCAGAGAAACGUCCCUGGUCCCGUCUCGCCUUUCCCAGCUGCCGGCCCUCCGUCCUCGGUGCUGAGCCUGGAUUCACUCUCUGCUGGAACUGGACUCGGAACGAGGCAUUUUAGAGCGGUUAGUCCUCCACAGGACCCGAUGGCAAAUGCCCAGGGUUGUGUCUGUUAGAUUCUUUACCAUCACGAGGAAGUGAGUCCCAGGUGACUUUUGUGGCGGAGGCCGAAUGCCAGGAGCAGGCGCAUCAGGAUGACAGGAAGUUGCCUUAUCAGCCACGGGGACAAUAUCUCCAAGCCCAUACUCUACAGCCAGCCUCACAGCGCGGCGGGGACACCGACCCGAGUGACGCGUGACCACCUCUCCAUUCACCUAGCAUUUUGCUUACCAAACUACAGGGUGUGAUUGGGACACUUUCACAUCAUUUGGCCUGACUGCCUCCUUCAGACAUCCCAUCUCAGGCAGGAAGUCGUUCCUGAGGAAGCAUCCUUUUCCUCUGCUCCCUCAUCCUGUGUUUUGGCUUCACCAGGCUGGUGGAAAGAUGGCCGUAGCCAUUCCAGGCAGCUUACCGAGACUCUAGAACAUUCCAGAGGAAGAAGAAAAAUUGUGUGGUUCAAGGAAGCUUCCAGAAGCCCCUCAGGAGACCUUUCGUCAUAACUCAUGUCCAUUCCUGAACCAGCCCGAUAGGGGGAAGGUUCUCCUCAGGCCAGUAAGGAAGAGGAGCGGAUGCUAACGAGACAAACAUGGUGCCCACGACUUCCUGCCCCGCUGGGCCGAGGUGAGGCAGGCCUGCCUGCACCGUGACUAGCGAGCACUGGCCAGGUCAGGAGUCCUACACAUCUGCUAUCGGUGACUCAGGUGGGCCACUUCCCUCAGAACGUGGUCUUUUGUGGAUUCAGCCUUGAGAUAUGUAAUGGAAGAGGCCAUCCAAAUGCUAGCAGGUCAAGUUCUGCGUCUGGAGUUAGCUCCUUCGGGGCAGCUCCUCUGACGGGGAAUAAAUCUCUCCUGGCCUUGAACACUACAGGAGUCCGUUCCGUGUAAAAGGGAAGCAGUCGACUGUUCUCUAAUCGUUCUGAUCUUGCCGAGACAUCACACUUCCGUUUGGGCCUGCCUCGGCUCGUCAGGAAGGACUGUGGUCAGCCAUCUCGGGUGAUGCGGGAGAGCGGAUGAUGGGCUGUCCACCGUCUGGUCCCCACGGUGAUAGCUCUCAUUAGGGUGUGACGGUCAGGCCUCUCCCUCCUGCCGUGUAGGAUACGUGGUCCCUCUGUAAUAGGAUUGGACUUUGGAACUCACUGUAUCACCGCUGGCUGAAAAGGUCCACUUGCUCAGGGGAGGUUUAUUAAAGUCUGUUCUUAAAGCACAGUCUACCCAGAGAACGGCGAGGUGCCAGCGUCCCCAGAAUGGACUUCACCUUGUCUCUGCUGCUGUAGUCUGCAGACUGCCGUCGCUCACGGGAGCAGGGCCGUCCCAGGGCAGUCUGCAGUCCUGGGAGGCCUUCCUGUCUGAGCUUCUGGUGACAGCCGAGUGUCUGUCCUCUGCAAAUCUCACCAUGUUGCCUUGAGCCGCCCCUGCCCCUGCUCCUCUGCCUCGUACCUGGCGCCCUCCUUAGCCUGUCUGCAAGUCUAUUUGGUGUGAUUUCCAUGUUAUCCUUCAGUCUUGACUCCCUGUAGAACACAGCCUCUCUCCAUUGCAACAAGGAGGUUUGGGAUUUUUACUCAGAUCUGGGGAGAUGGGCAAGGGAGGUCUGAGCUGGAUGUUUCACAGCCCCGUUCUCAGACUUGCUGUCCUUUGGCAUUUCUCACUGACAGACCCUCCUCCUAUGGCAAGAUCCUUCCCUCCUUACGAUUGCCCUUAUCCAGCUGUCCCCCACACCUCGUGAUUCGUAACCACUUUAUUUCAUGGGGUGAUUCCUGCUGUUUCUGCCUCAGUCCACUCGGCCCUACCCUGAGGGCACCUUUCCACAACCAGACCAAAGAGACACGGUUCUCCCCUAAAAUAGAUUGUGCAUUCAGCUGUGUGAACUUACAACUGUUCAGGUUUGUGAUUGGCAGAAUGCCCCCCCAGAGAUGUCCGUGUCCUGAUCACCGGAACCUGUAAAUAUAUUAGGAUACAAAACAAAAGGGUGUUUAAGGUAGCAGGUGGAGUUAAAGGUGCUAAUCAUCUGCCCUGAAAUAAGGUCCUAGGUUAUCUGGGUGGGCCCAGUCGAAUCACAAGGGGCCUUUAAUGUGCAAGAGGGAGACAAGGGUUGAGAUUUGUAAGAAAGACUCCACAGGCCGUCGCUGGUUUUGAGGGUGGAAGAAGGGACCACAAGCCGAGGAAUGCAGGCAGCCUCUAGGAGCUGGACGAGGCCUGAAAACAGAGCCUCCAGAAGGGAGCAGCCCUGCCAACACCUUCAUUCCGAAGAUGCGGCCAGCUCCACCUCUGGCCAGUAGAACUACAAAGUGAUAAAAUUAUGUAGUUUUAAGCCACUAAGUUUGUGGUACUUUGUUAAAGCAGCAAUAGAAAACAAAUACAAGUCUUAUGCAGAACUUUUCCUCAAUUUUACCUUAUUUACUAAAAUUCUUGGAUUUUUUUAUUGUUCCAUCCCAUCCUUUGUGAUGAGAAUAGGUUUCGUCCCAUGUAGGUUUUCAGACGGGCAAAUUGCUUUCAUAAUUGGGUUGGAAAAACCACACAAGUGAAUGAAAAUCUGAGCCUCUGCCGGGCCAGGUGACAUGUCGCAGAAGCUCCUUUGGUGUCUAUACCCAACCUAAUAUGAAAGUCCAAAUUCAGAUGAAUGUAUUGAGUGUUAGGAAUACACUGACUCAGGCUUGGGAACUAAUGCCAUCCGAUGUAUACAGCCUCAACGUAGAAGAAAUACUUUUUAAAGCACAUCAUUUAUGAAAUUGCCAAUUUUUGUUUUUUUUUUCAUUUAAACAGUAUGAUACAGUAAAAAUGGUAUUGGAAAUAAUUUUGUGAAAUAAAGGCCACUUGAGAAUAUCUCUGAGCCACA
Hipposideros armiger (great roundleaf bat) is the source of this 5261-nucleotide messenger RNA. RefSeq names its product lysine rich nucleolar protein 1 (gene KNOP1). Lineage: Eukaryota; Metazoa; Chordata; Mammalia; Chiroptera; Hipposideridae. The record is from RefSeq and is a predicted model, not a curated record. The transcript has 6 exons. The coding region runs from base 242 to 1594 and encodes 450 amino acids.